UAAGAGCAAGAAGCAAAUAAACAAAAAUAAUCGGAAAAUUCAACACGUGCGAUUACGUGAAACCUUGUUUAUAAAACAAAACAGGAAAAAGGGGAAUAUGAAAGCAUGGCAAGAAGACCAGAACAUAGUGCACCACCUGAAAUUUUCUACAAUGAUGAGGAGGCAAAAAAAUAUUCCAGCAAUUCCCGUAUAAUAGAAAUUCAAGUUGAAAUGGCUGAACGCGCUCUCGAAUUGUUGGCUUUAAAUGAGGAUGAAUCAUAUUUGAUUUUAGACGUGGGCUGUGGUUCUGGCUUGUCGGGUAGCGUGCUAGAGGAUAGCGGUCAUGCAUGGAUCGGUGUAGACAUAUCAAGACCCAUGCUAGAUAUAGCUGUUGAUCGGGAAGUGACGGGAGAUUUAAUAUUAAGCGAUAUGGGUCAAGGAGUCAAUUUUAAACCCGGCACGUUUGACGGGGCUUUAUCAAUAUCCGCAUUGCAAUGGCUUUGCAAUGCCGAUAAAACGUCUCAUAAGCCGCAUAAACGUUUGUAUAAAUUUUUUUCUACACUAUUGUCUUGUCUUACACGUACGGCUCGUGCUGUUUUCCAAUUCUAUCCGGAAAAUGCCGAACAAAUUGAAAUGGUGACAGCGCAAGCUAUGAAAGCUGGUUUUUACGGCGGUUUAGUUAUAGAUUAUCCUAAUUCAACAAAAGCGAAAAAAUACUUUCUGGUUCUAAUGACCGGUGGCUCGGCCCCGCUUCCCAAAGCUCUAGGUAACGAGGAAGAGGAGAAACGUAUUAGUUACAUAAAAAAGCGAGAUAUGUGUAAAGCAGCCAGAGGUAAACCAUUGAAGAAAUCUCGCGACUGGAUUUUAGCUAAAAAAGAACGUAGACGUCGUCAAGGUCUUGACACACGACCAGAUACUAAAUACACGGGACGCAAGCGCAGUACUCGAUUUUGAUAAAUCUUUAUUUACACCACUUCUUUGUAAAGCAAAUUAACUAGAAAUUGUCCUAAAAUAUAAUACAAAUCACAGAAUCAUUAA
Molecule: messenger RNA, 1017 nt
Organism: Glossina fuscipes
Lineage: Eukaryota; Metazoa; Arthropoda; Insecta; Diptera; Glossinidae
Product: probable 18S rRNA (guanine-N(7))-methyltransferase
Exons: 4
Coding region: 106-933 (275 amino acids)
Biological process (GO): rRNA (guanine-N7)-methylation
Cellular component (GO): nucleolus
Molecular function (GO): rRNA (guanine) methyltransferase activity
Source: RefSeq, a predicted model, not a curated record